CGACCAGCCCCUACGCGUGCGUGUUAUGCAGGUGCCUCCCCGUGCUCUUGUGACUGGCUGAGGCGGCGAGGUAGGAGAUGGCGGCGUCCGCGGAACAGGCGCGGGCUUUAUUCGGCGUCGGCGUUCGGGCGGUGCUGGAGGCUUGGCCGGCGCUGCAGAUUGCGGUGGAGAACAGCUUCGGGGGAGUCCACAGCCGCGAGAAAGCCCUGUGGCUAGGGGGAGUGGUCGAGGACUAUUUCUUACAGAACGCCGACCUGGAGCAGGAGGAGGUGGAGGACUUCCUGUCGGACAUCAUGAGCACCGAAUUUGAUACUCUGAUAGAAGAUGGAAGCCUGCCGCAGGUGAGCCAGCAGCUCCAGACUAUGUUCAGAUACUGCCAGAGAGGUGAGGAGACUUUGCUGAGACAGUUCAUCACUCAGCUGGGCCAGAAACAAAUGGAAGUCAGAGCCACAGCCACAACCACAGCCACGGAGGUCCAGGCAAUCGACCAGACCAAAGAUGCAGUCUCAGACAAGGAGGGAAGAAUAGAUGGGGGAGCUGAAGAGAUGGAGGUGACUGAAAGUAGGGAGUCUCCUGCCCUGCCUUAUGGUUCCCAGGCUGGUCCGUCAGCUACCACUAGCCUGACUACUGUUGGGCCUGAAGCUGCUGAAGAUGGUUGGAUUGUCAUCCGAAGGAAAAAGAAGUGAGAGCCUAACUUUUUCCUAGUGGGCUAGGCCUGGCCUUCCACAUGUGCUCCGGGACCUCUCAGGGAAGAGUAUCUCCUGAGCCUUUCGCUCGAUCCGGGACAUUCCUUGCACAGCUGUGAAACUGGCCUAGAGCACCCAGAGGGGCCCCCAGUCCAUGCAGAAUCUCUCCUUGAGAGUAUUGCUUGUCUGGUUCUGACAUUUACCAGUGUCAGGUGUUCUUUGGCAAAUCACCUGACUUCUGGGCCCGUUUCCUUACCUGUAAAAUGGGGACAAAAAUGACUUCCCGAGAUGGGAGGAAUAGACAUUGACUUUGUUCUGCUUCUCAGAAGCUGGGGGAAGGAGACGGGAAUGGGGACGUGAAGAAAUGAAGCAUGGAGUUUUCCCA
Messenger RNA from Antechinus flavipes (yellow-footed antechinus), 1071 nucleotides. RefSeq names its product TSR2 ribosome maturation factor (gene TSR2). Bases 78 to 686 code for a protein of 202 amino acids. The record is from RefSeq and is a predicted model, not a curated record. Lineage: Eukaryota; Metazoa; Chordata; Mammalia; Dasyuromorphia; Dasyuridae. Gene Ontology annotation, cellular component: nucleus. The transcript has 5 exons. Gene Ontology annotation, biological process: maturation of SSU-rRNA from tricistronic rRNA transcript (SSU-rRNA, 5.8S rRNA, LSU-rRNA).